Molecule: messenger RNA, 228 nt
Organism: Gongylonema pulchrum
Lineage: Eukaryota; Metazoa; Nematoda; Chromadorea; Rhabditida; Gongylonematidae
Source: the annotation of a GenBank genome assembly
AUGUUUUUAGGGUACUCGGUAUUUGUUGUGGAAGGUAUAUUGCCGCCGUGCGCUGCAGACGAGCAACUUAGUCAGUGUCCAGUGAAUCCGGCACUUGCAGCCUUCAGUGACUCUUACCGUGACGACCAGUCCCAGGAUCCCAAUAUUGCACGUGCCAUUGCUGUUUCUCAGAUCUGUCUUGUUGGGAUCUACGGUUAUGCUUUCUCAUAUUCACUUUCGUGCUCAUAG